This is a messenger RNA of Dreissena polymorpha, 461 nucleotides long. Its product is annotated as serine protease inhibitor Cvsi-2-like. Lineage: Eukaryota; Metazoa; Mollusca; Bivalvia; Myida; Dreissenidae. The record is from RefSeq and is a predicted model, not a curated record. The transcript is spliced from 3 exons. The coding region runs from base 128 to 388 and encodes 86 amino acids.
CGAGCAGAUUAAAUACAUACUGGCUUUAUAUGUUAGAAGAUAUCAGUAUACGUGCCUGGUUCCAAAUAAAAGUGGGCCGCGCUAUUCUAUCUGCCAGUUGAGUUUGCAACAUCGUCUGCGAAUAAACAUGAAGGCUGUUAUCUGUCUCGUGGUUCUUGCUUUCUGCGCUGCGGCCAUGGCCGAGGAGUGCCGCCAGGAUUCCGAAUGUGCUCACGUGACAUGUCCGGAGAACGACUACCGCGUCGACUGCUACCUCCGUCAGUGCACAUGCACCCAUGUCACUCAAACUUGCGCCGCCGUCCGCGAUUGUACCGGAGACUGCCGAUUUGGCUGGCACUGUCUUGACGGAAGUUGCCGAUGUGGCUUCGGCUUUGGCGGUGGCAAUUAAGCUACGUCCAUUCGAGGAAACUGUGUUUGUUUAUAUAUGUUAUUGAUUGAAGAUAUUAAAAAUGUGAAUUUUA